AUGGGCCACUGAGCUGCACGUCUGAUUUGGCAGCUGCAAGGGAUAUGUCAAUUGGUAUCUGCCGGGAACCCCUCUUAUACAAGGCUAUUCCUGCAACACAGCAGAUAAGAAAUGCAACCUUGCACAUACACUGAAGAUCUCUUUUGCUUUUAAAAUUAUCGCAGGUUUUACAGUGCUAUCGGAUCAUGGCAUCAGGUGUGGACAGGGAUGCCAUUCCAGGCACAUUUACCCUGCUGGAUCUAGAGCAUACUCUCGCAAGUCGACACCUGGACAGAGGGAAUAGUGACAUCGUUCUUGUCCCCCAGCCUUCAGAUGAUCCGGACGAUCCACUGAACUGGUCACCCCGACGGAAAACUCUUUCGACCAUUUGUGUCAGUGUGUACACUUUGUUCAUAGGUAUCGGGUGUUCUGUCGUGUAUUCAGUGCUUGUUCCGCUCUCCAAAGAGACGGGAGUCGCUGUCAAUACUUUGAAUGAAGGAACGGGGUAUUUAUUCCUGCUUGCAGGCUGGGGCCUACUUUUUUGGCAGCCCCUCGCAUUACAGUAUGGCAAACGACUCGUAUAUAUCGUGUCUUUAAUCGGAAUGAUGGGAACAUUGAUAUGGGGUCCUUAUAUCAAGAACAAUGGCCAAUGGAUCGGUCGCAGCAUUUUAUCCGGCUUUUUCACCUCGCCAGUCGAGGCUCUUCCCGAAAUCACGGUCACGGAUGUGUACUUCACACACGAGCGUGGAACAUACAUGGGGCUGUAUGCCUUCUUCUUGGCCGGCAGUAACUACUUUGCCCCGGUGAUUUGUGGCUUUAUCGCUGAAUACCAAGGCUGGGAAUGGGUAUUUUACUGGCCUGCCGUAUUCUGCGCCGCCGCCGCAGCGUUUCUUUUCUUGUUCAUGGAGGAAACAAAUUAUACGCGCGAAAAUGUCAGCCCCAUCACCUCUAUUAGUCCAACUGAGCCAUCCAUUUCGGCAUCGGAGAAAGGGGAGCAAGAGAAGGCUACACCUAUUGAUACUGCACAACACACGAACUCAGAGCUUGGAGACGUGUAUAACAAGAAGACGUAUAUCAAGAAGCUGUCACUCCUGGGCCCACGCCAACCUAAGAAUCAUAUGCUAAGACGGCUCUGGCAUGGGUUAUAUUACCUGAGCUGGCCGGUGGUAUUCUAUGCAGGCUUUUCAUAUGGCUCAUAUCUGAUCUGGUUCAAUGUCCUGAACGCAACUGCUUCAAUUAUCCUCGGGUCUGCUCCAUAUAACUUCAGUACUGCAAUGGUCGGCCUCAGCUAUCUCGCAUGUUGCCUCGGCGUGAUUUUGGGUGCUCUCUUCACAGGUAGGUUCAGCGACUGGCUGACCAUCCACCUCGCCCGACGCAACAACGGAAUUAUGGAAGCCGAGCACCGUCUCUGGCCGUUUCUCAUCUGUCUCGUCAUUGUUCCAGGCUCACUGAUCCUCUGGGGUGUCGGCGCAGCGCACGAGAUUCAUUGGUUUGGCCUCUUGGUUGCAAUGUGUGUUCUCGCGAUGGCGAACACCUGUGGAAUCACCCUGAGUGUCAAUUACCUCAUUGACAGCUACCGGGAGCUUAGCGGUGACGCCAUGACGAGUAUUAUCUUGGUUCGCAACACAAUGUCCUUUGCUAUAGGCUAUGGCAUCACGCCGUGGAUCGACAACCUAGGCUAUCAAAAUUGCUUCAUCUCCGCCGCAUUCAUCGGCAUGGCUUGUUCAGCUGCAUUUCUCUUCAUGAUCAAAUACGGAAAGGCACUUCGCAAGCGCAACCAAGAGAAAUACUGGAACCAAGUGAUUGAGAACCGGGAGAAUGGAAUGGCGCAUUAACCCUGAACCAUCCUUUGCAAGCAUCAUAUCAUAUCAUAUCAAUCAAU
This is a messenger RNA of Aspergillus alliaceus, 1861 nucleotides long. RefSeq names its product putative MFS transporter. Gene Ontology annotation, biological process: transmembrane transport. The transcript is spliced from 9 exons. NCBI's taxonomy places the organism in Eukaryota, Fungi, Ascomycota, Eurotiomycetes, Eurotiales, Aspergillaceae. The record is from RefSeq and is a predicted model, not a curated record. The coding region runs from base 186 to 1814 and encodes 542 amino acids. Gene Ontology annotation, molecular function: transmembrane transporter activity.